AUGGCUCCUCUACGCCUCCGAGUUGACGGCGCCACCUUCCGAGAUCCCCACAACCGCGAAGUCACCCUGCACGGUAUCAACGUCGCCGCCGAUGCAAAGUUUCCCGAUCGACCUGACCAGCCGUCUCACGUUGCCGAGGACUUCUUCAACGGCGAUAACGUCUCGUUCGCCCAGCGGCCGUUCCCCGUGGAAGAGGCGUCUACCCACUUUACACGGCUAAGGAAAUGGGGGUAUAACACGAUACGCUAUGUCUUCACCUGGGAGGCUAUCGAAGCGGCAGGACCGCGGAGGUACGACGAGGAGUGGAUCCAGCAUACACUCUCGAUACUCCGGGUCGCCAGAGACCAUGGGUUCUACGUUUUCAUGGACCCCCAUCAGGACGUCUGGUCGAGGUUCACUGGCGGUUCAGGCGCGCCGAUGUGGACUGUAUAUGCUUGUGGGCUAAACCCUCGAGCGUUCGACGCUACAGAGGCUUCUCUAGUGCAGAAUACCUACCCAGAGCCUGAGAAGUUCCCGAAGAUGAUUUGGGCCACUAAUUACCACCGCCUCGCCUGCCAAGUCAUAUUCACUUGCUUCUUCGGCGGGAAGGAUUUUGCCCCGAAGGCCAUUAUUGACGGCAAAAACGUCCAGGACUGGCUGCAAGACCAUUUCUUCGAUGCAUUAAAACACCUCGCGAAAAGGAUCCAUGAGGCUGGCGAUUUGGAGAACGAUGUGGUCAUAGGGUGGGAGAGCCUGAACGAGCCCAACAGAGGUCUGAUCGGCCACCCCGAUCUCUCCGUCAUUCCACACGAGCAGAAGCUCAAAAAGGGCACAUCUCCUACCGCUUGGCAAGCAAUCCUAACUGGAUCGGGCAGAGCUUGCGAGAUUGACACAUGGGACUUUGGGGGCAUGGGCCCUUACAAAUCUGGCACUGUGCUGAUAGACCCGCAAGGCCAGUCGGCUUGGCUACCUGCAGACUACGAUGACACUUACUACGGCUGGAAGAGAGACCCAGGAUGGAGGCUGGGCGAGUGUCUAUGGGCUCAACAUGGGAUCUGGGAUCCAUCUACCGACGACCUCUUGAAGAAAGAUUACUUUGCCAAGGAUCCACGUACUGGUGAGACGAUAGACUACAAAUACUUUACAGAUCACUACUGGCUAGAGUACUAUAGAAGACACAGCGCCAUGGUCAAGAGUGUGUUUCCAGAGAGCAUCAUGUUUUGUCAACCGCCAGUGCUGGAGGUGCCGCCGUCCAUGAAGGGUACGAAAGACGAUGAUCCAAACAUCGUCUUUGCUCCACAUUUCUAUGAUGGCGUGACGCUGAUGACGAAGAAGUGGAACCGGCUCUGGAACGUAGAUGUGUUCGGCCUGUUGAGAGGGAGGUAUCUGAGUCCGGCAUUUGCAAUCAAAAUCGGCGAGACAGCGAUCCGAAACUGCUUCCGAGAUGAACUGGCAGCAAUUAGGAAAGAGGGCAUCGACUACAUGGGAAACCAUCCCUGUGUCUUCACGGAAAUCGGCAUCCCAUACGACAUGGAUGACCAGUACGCUUACAAGACCGGCGACUACAGCAGCCAGAUCGCGGCCAUGGAUGCGAAUCACUUUGCACUUGAGGGCUGCAAAGCCAACGGUUUUACCUUGUGGACUUAUGUCGCGACUAACAACCACUACUGGGGAGAUCGAUGGAACGGCGAAGAUCUCUCCAUCUACUCGAAAGACGAUCUCCCACUUCCAACCCCAGACUCGGGCGCCGAGUCCCGCAACUCCCUCGAUCCGAACUCCCCGUCCUACUCGCAAAGCCAGCUUUCAAGAAUCGCAAGCAUUACGCCGUCAAACCUAAAGCAAGCCCUCUCUGGCGAAAACAUGACAUCAUCGAAUCCAAAGCCGCCCUCUGACAAGCCAGAUAAACCUGGCUACCGCGCAGCCGAGGCCUUCGUCCGUCCGACCCCCAUCGCCACGCACGGUGAUCUCUUGACCCACGGCUUCGACCUCCGCAACUGCAUCUUUAGACUCUCUCUCACAGCGAAGACGCCCACACAAGACGACGCACCGACGGAGAUAUUUCUCCCAGAGCAUCACUUCCCGCAGGGGAGGAACACGAUUGAGGUGAGCGGCGGUAAAUGGACGAUCAGUGUUGAGGAGGGCGAGGGAUGUGAGACUCAGCGGCUGAGGUGGUGGCACGGCGAAGGAGACCAGCACAUAAGUAUCAAGGGUGUGAGAAGGAAGACUGGGACGGUGCUUGGGGCUGAGGAAGAGGAGGGGUAUUUGGAGCAGUGUCAGCAGCAGGGAAAGAACUGUGUGGUUAUGUAG
This is a messenger RNA of Coniosporium apollinis CBS 100218, 2286 nucleotides long. RefSeq lists its product as uncharacterized. The coding region runs from base 1 to 2286 and encodes 761 amino acids. Gene Ontology annotation, biological process: carbohydrate metabolic process; ergosteryl 3-beta-D-glucoside catabolic process. Gene Ontology annotation, molecular function: steryl-beta-glucosidase activity. The transcript is spliced from 3 exons. Lineage: Eukaryota; Fungi; Ascomycota; Dothideomycetes. The record is from RefSeq and is a predicted model, not a curated record.